Molecule: messenger RNA, 441 nt
Organism: Blumeria graminis f. sp. triticale
Lineage: Eukaryota; Fungi; Ascomycota; Leotiomycetes; Helotiales; Erysiphaceae
Source: the annotation of a GenBank genome assembly
AUGUCAUCAAUAGAAAAUCUGAGAACAUUUGACCCCUUCGCCGAAGCCGAUGAAGACACCGGAGAGAUCAAACAGUCGCAAAAUUACAUUCACAUUCGUAUUCAGCAGCGGAAUGGUCGCAAGACUUUAACGACUGUCCAAGGCCUGCCCAAGAAAUUCGACCAGAAGAAAAUAUUAAAGGUUAUAAAAAAGAAAUUCGCUUGUAAUGGCACCAUUGUUGUUGAUACUGAGAUGGGAGAGGUAAUUCAACUCCAAGGUGAUCAACGAAAGGACGUACAAGAGUUCCUUACAGACAAGAAAGAAGGUUUAGAACUUGAUCUCAAGACCAUUAAGGUUCGUCUCCUUUCGAGGAAUUAUAAAUUAAUCACCAACGCCUCUAGGUUCAUGGGUUUUAAUUACCACGAAUGUACCACCAAACAUCACUUCGGGGAGUCUCGAUAG